AUUGUCAAAUGAAUUCUUGUGUUUGGUAUGUCAUAUGUAUAAGUAGUUUAGUUAAUAAAAAAGGAUAAUUAUGUCAUUCUAUUAUAAUCAGUAAAUACUUGUGGAAUUCAUUUGGAAAUUUCAUCUCAAUUUCUCGGAAUUGCUAUAACUAGUUCCAAUUUCAUAGAAUUCAAAAUUUAAAAUUUGAAAAUGAAUUCUUUUAAAUACCAAACAAAAAAAUGUUAUAUUUCUAAAUAAAUUCCUCGAAGCUUAUUAAAUUUAUUUAUACCAUAGUUUAUUAAUGAAACACUAAAAUGCUUUUCGAUACACACUCCCAAAAAACAUCGUCAAAACCUAUAUUUAUUUUUCUGUAGUAGAAGAUGUGGAGGAUGAUGAUUGGCAAUAAAUUGGGGGAAUCGCCAUAUAUGCUGGAGCGUACGUACGUUGCGUAGAAGAUUGACUAAUAAUAAGUACCGCAUGCAGGGGACCAUCGUCGCCGUCGCCGUCGACAGGCAGUACCACCGGCGGUGGUUGGUGGCAGAGGACGGCGGUGGUUGGGGAGCAAUUAGUACAACAACAACAACAAGUCGAAGGAGAAUCGGUAGAGCCAAUGAUGAUGAUGGACCCAGACUCUUUGGCCCAAACCUACUGGCAUUUGCAUGUCCAGGACAGGACGUGUUGGACCCAAGAGAUCGACCUCCGCCCUUCCCACUCUCAACAGUGACGCCGGCCGGCCCGGCCCGGCCCCCAAGUUAAUUACUAUGUUACCCCCUUAAUUAAAUACCGAUUGAACUAAUAUUGCUCUUGAAAGCUCCUUCUUCCCAAUUUUUAUGUGGUGUUUAAAUGUGAUGGUGAGAGCUCAUUAGUACGAAAUAGUCGUCGUCCUGUCAAUCAAAUCUUAUACACAUACACAUCAGUUUCCGUAUUAAUUUGUCUUCUUGCUACUGUUUUUGUUUUUUUACCCUUUGUGACCUUCGUUUUAAGGGGCAGUGGGUCGUAUUUGUUGUCUUCUACGGACGAGCGAAGGGCUUCGUGUCCCAAUUUAGGACACACGACAUACAAUACAAGCCUAUCUCUCUCGUGGACUUUGAAUCUGAUCGAGCUUUUUUUUCUUCUUUCUCUAGGUAGUAAGUAGUAAACCCUACUAUUUUCCUACCUUCUAGCCCGAUGGUGACAAAGGGAUCUUGUUCCACUGCGAUCAAUGUUUAGGUUAAAACCUUGGAGGAUCGAAUCAUCGUCACCAGGGGUGAAACCAGGAUUUCCAUGUCGGGAGGCUAAAAAUAAAAAAAUCGUACAUAUUUUUUUUCUUUCUUCAAUAGGUAGAUUAGUAAAGUCAUAUUCAAAGU
Linum trigynum is the source of this 1325-nucleotide messenger RNA. Lineage: Eukaryota; Viridiplantae; Streptophyta; Magnoliopsida; Malpighiales; Linaceae. The record is from the annotation of a GenBank genome assembly.